AUGAAUUUUGCUCCUCUGAACCCGCGGCCGUUGCUGCAGAACCUGAUCAACGACGAAGUCAUCAUUCGAUUAAAAUGGGGCCAGACCGAGUACAAAGGCCGCCUAAUCAGCGUUGAUUCGUAUAUGAACAUCCAGUUGUCGAACACGGAGGAAUACAUUGACCGCAAACACACUGGUACACUGGGAGAAGUUUUGAUCAGAUGCAACAACGUGCUGUGGAUCUCAGCAGCCAAAGGAGUUGAAAUGAAUGGCGAGGGUCCCGACACAAAAAUGGAGGGCUGA
Molecule: messenger RNA, 282 nt
Organism: Exophiala viscosa
Lineage: Eukaryota; Fungi; Ascomycota; Eurotiomycetes; Chaetothyriales; Herpotrichiellaceae
Product: small nuclear ribonucleoprotein F
Exons: 4
Coding region: 1-282 (93 amino acids)
Biological process (GO): mRNA splicing, via spliceosome; spliceosomal snRNP assembly
Cellular component (GO): pICln-Sm protein complex; U1 snRNP; catalytic step 2 spliceosome
Molecular function (GO): RNA binding
Source: RefSeq, a predicted model, not a curated record